Callithrix jacchus (white-tufted-ear marmoset) is the source of this 1710-nucleotide messenger RNA. RefSeq names its product transmembrane protein 121B. Lineage: Eukaryota; Metazoa; Chordata; Mammalia; Primates; Cebidae. The record is from RefSeq and is a predicted model, not a curated record.
AUGCGACCAGCGCUCAGCCACCCUCGCUCGGUCUCCUCCGCGCCGGGCCCCUUCCCGCCACCCCCUGCCACCGCCCGGCUGCAGCCGCUCUUCCUCCGCGGGGGCUCCUUUCGUGGCCAGAGAGGCUCCGGCGACAGUAACACCAGCACCAGCGCCAGCCACGGGGAAGGCAGCAGCAGACGCAGCCAGGGCGGCGGCUCCCCGAGCAGCAGCACUGGAGCUGAGCGUGAGGAGGAACACGGGAGCCUGAGCGUCAGCAAGCCACUGGUGCCCAACGCAGCGCUCCCGGGGCUGCCAGCUCAGGGGGGCGCCCCUGUUGUCCCCGCACCGGCCGCCUUCUCCUCCUCCUCCGACACCUCCUCCUCCAGCUCCACGCCCAUCUCCUACUGCAGCAUGACCGCCGCGGACUUCCGCGGGGACACCGCGGCCAGGGCCGUCGAGGACCCAAGGAGCCGCUCGGCGGGGGGCGCGGGCGGCGACGGGUCGGGCAGCGGAGCCUCCUGCUGUUCUUGUUGCUGCUGCUGCUGCGGCCGUCCGGCCUGGCCCGGCCGCAGGAAUCGGCGCCGCGGCUGCCCGAGUCCCGGGUGCCGCGGCUACCAGGCGCUGUCCGUAGUGCUGCUGCUGGCGCAGGGCAGCCUGCUGGACCUGUAUCUCAUCGCCGUCACCGACCUGUACUGGUGCUCCUGGAUCGUAACGGACCUGCUGGUGGUGGUGGGCUGGGCCAACUUCUUCGCCAAGAACAGCCAGGGCUGUCAGGUCAGUGCGGCCAGCAGCGCGCAUCACCCGCACCACCACCAUGCCACACCGCCCCUGCGCUUGCCUGCCCCCUUGGCCGCCUCCUCCAGGGCCAAGGUGUGUGGACCGGGGGGGGGGGCGGGCGGCGCGGGGGGCGGCCUGGGGGUGGCCGCGACAGUGAGCGAGUUCGCCUUCACCUACCCGGCCCGGCUUAUCUAUUUCAUAGCCUUCAAGCCCAAGGUGGUGCUGAUCCUGGGCACGUCCAUCCUAGAGCUGCACCCUUCCUUCGGCACCAUGGGCUUCUGCCUCACCAUGGUGCUGUUGGUGCCCCUGCUCUACAGCUUUGUGUGGUGGGCCAUCAGCGAGGCGGGCGCACUGCCCGGCUUGGCCGGACCCCUGCUGCUGCAGCCCCAGUGGCACCUUGCAGCCUGAUGCUUCCUGGGCACGUGCCUGGAGCUGCUCAGCAGCUUCACGUUGGUGGAGCUGAUGCUGGUAGGUCUGGUGCAGUUGCCCGCUCACCUGCGCUACCUGCUCAUCGCCGUCUACUUCCUUACCCUCGCCUUGCCAGUGCUCUGGCUCUAUGAGCUCAACGCUGCUGCCGCAGCAGCGGCAUCCGGGGGCCAGGCCUCUGGUCGCAGCUGCUGCCUCCUUCUGCGCCUGCUGGGCGGCUGCCUGGUGGACGUGCCCUUGCUGGCGCUGUGCUGCCUCCUGGUGGUCAGCUACCAGCAGCCCCUCUCCAUCUUCAUGUUCAAGAACCUUUUUGUUCUCAGCUGCCAAGGCCUGGAGGCACUGGGGGGCUGCUGGGACUGGGGCAGUUGGGUCUCUCCGAGUCAGGCCAGAGGGGGCUAUGGUGCUCUGCCCUCCGCCCCUCCACCGCCUCCACCACCACCUCAGGGAGGCUCCCCUGGCCAUUGCAUUUCGGAGAAUGACGGGGGUGCCCAUGGCUAUGUCAACACCCUGGCUGUGACCUCCUAG